Molecule: messenger RNA, 531 nt
Organism: Cyphellophora attinorum
Lineage: Eukaryota; Fungi; Ascomycota; Eurotiomycetes; Chaetothyriales; Cyphellophoraceae
Product: Glutathione S-transferase 3
Exons: 1
Coding region: 1-531 (176 amino acids)
Source: RefSeq, a predicted model, not a curated record
AUGCCGCCCCUCAAAGUCCACCACCUCCAAUACUCCCAAUCCGAACGCAUCCCAUGGCUCCUCCACGAACUCGCCCUCACCAACCAACCCAUCCCCUACGAGCUCAUCAUUCAUCGCCGCGCCCCAUACUUCUCGCCCCCAGCCCUGGUAGCCCUCCACCCGAUGAAGGCCGCUCCUGUCCUUGAAGACGGUCCCCUUAUUCUCGCUGAAUCCGGCGCCAUCAUCGAAUACGUCCUCGACACCCACGCCCCCUCCUCCACCCUCAAACUCCGCCCCAACCAACCAGGCUACACCAACUACUUAUUCUGGUUCCACUGGGCGAAUGCAAACCUACAGCCAUGCAUCAUGCGCUGCGUCACUCUCGUCCGUACCGGCUUACCCGACUCGCACCCAGCCAAGGUCGGGGUGGUGGAGAGGCUGCAUACUGCGCUUGCGUUCUUGGAUGCGCAUCUCAGGGAGGAUGGGGUGGAGUGGCUUGCGGGGCCUGAGGGGGGGUUCAGUGCGGCGGAUAUUAUGAUGGUGUUUCUGUGA